AGUCGUCGAGAUGAUUUGGAGUCUCUUGGCUAUGUUCUUAUGUACUUUUUAAGAGGAAGCCUUCCUUGGCAGGGUCUGCAAGCAGCCACCAAAAAGCAAAAAUAUGAUAAAAUUUCCGAAACAAAGUUAUCAACUCCAAUUGAGAUACUUUGCAAGUCAUAUCCUGUGGAGUUUGCUUCUUACUUCCACUAUUGCCAUUCUUUGGAAUUUGAUCAACGGCCAGAUUAUGGAUUUUUGAAGCGCCUGUUUCGUAAUUUGUUCACUAGGGAAGGAUACAAUUCUGACAAUUUAUUUGACUGGACCAUUCUAAAAUAUCAGCAGAUGCAACAGACAAAGACACAAUGUAGUCAAUCAACUGCUCCAGUUGCUGUGCCUAGCAGUCUUGAACCAGUGGAUGUGGAUAAGCAGAAAGGAGUCAAUGAUUCCACUCAAAUUGCUGUGGCAAGACCAUCGGUCAAUAUUGAUCGUCCACGUGUUAGUACGAAGAUCAGGGCAUCAAAUGAUCAGAAUCUUAAUGCCAAGGUUCAGCCAGAGAAACAUACUGUUAACAAUGGUUCAUCUGUUUCGACUGCAAUGCCGAGAGCCUAUACAGAAAAAGUCUCAAAACCAGAUAGGCAUGUAGGAAUCUCGAACCAGGGUCUUGUAUUUGGGAGUAAAACUGGUGCCUCAAACAGCUUUGUUCCUUCACUACGCCGUGUUUCAUCAACCAAACAGUAGUUACUUGGUUUGUUUCUCAGACACGGAUUUUGAAGGAGUCACUUGCAUUUUUUUUAAGCUGUUGCAAAUGUCAUGGCACUCUCUUUGUCAGAGGAACAAUAGAAUGUCAUACAAGGAAGACGCCAUAACAAUCUUCCUGAGUAUGACACGAUCCUAUCAAAUGUAUUUGUGGAUAUAUCAUGAUAUGUGAGGUAAAUGCCCCCAUUCAAGACUUGGAAGGAAGCAAAGUAAUGGCUUUGGACAAAAUUGAAGAACAAUGCAUGAUGGUAGCUGUUCAUUGGCAUCAUUGCACAAGGCUCAGGACUAUCGGUGUAAAUGGAUUAAGCCGGGCCUAUACUCUAGCCUAUAUUAGGCCAGACUUGACCUAUUAUAAAUAGUUAAAUAAAAUAGGUCUAGACUUUUAAAAAAAAGCUAUUUAAAAAG
Messenger RNA from Gastrolobium bilobum, 1140 nucleotides. Its product is annotated as casein kinase 1-like protein 3. Gene Ontology annotation, molecular function: protein serine/threonine kinase activity. Gene Ontology annotation, biological process: endocytosis; signal transduction; peptidyl-serine phosphorylation. The transcript is spliced from 8 exons. Lineage: Eukaryota; Viridiplantae; Streptophyta; Magnoliopsida; Fabales; Fabaceae. Gene Ontology annotation, cellular component: nucleus; cytoplasm. The coding region runs from base 40 to 717 and encodes 225 amino acids. The record is from RefSeq and is a predicted model, not a curated record.